AAAUCAGGCAUAAAAUUCAAGAUGGAAGCUUAUUCCUAUCAGCAGUCUCCUCCAGGAGAAAGAUCAUCCUCAAUGCUUCGGAACGUGAAUUAUUGGAAGAACAGUAGUUGGAAAACCCUUGAUAAAGCCUCUGACUUCAGUUUAAAAUUCAUGCCAAGCCACUUGUUCACUAAGAAGGUCCAUAGCAGGAAUGAUACAGCUGAGAAGAGCUUUACUACACCUUAUGCUGACUCUUUUGAGAUUACCCCUUCGAAGGUUAGCCUUAAUGGAGCACAACCUGUGAGGUCAUUCUCUGUAAAGAAACAGCUUUAUUCGCAUUUUGAUAAAAAUCUUACCAAUGAAUUUGAUUCCAUGCUCCGAGCGAAGAUGAGGAGAAUCGGAAUGGUCGAAGACAAACGGUCGAGAUCAGUCCAAAGGAACAGUGAUAAGCUGAUGACAGAAAUUGUAAAUUAUGCGAAGAGCUUAAAACCUACCAAAAUUAAAAUAAGAAAGUUUCCAAGAAGUCUUCCAAAGUUGAGGCCAAAUAUAAAAAAUAAGCCACCAGGAAAUGACCAAAAUUGCUCAGCUGAAGAGACAGAUGAGUCUGAAAUGUUACCUGAAGAUAACUCAAAGAUCCUCAUAAUGCCAAAUGUUGUUGGAAAUGACCUUCCUGACAUUGAAAGCUUGAUAUCCCAGCUGAAGAGCAAGAAAAUGAAGGAAUCUAGAAAAGUCCGUAAGGUGAAACCUAUCUACACUACAUAUGAUCCAACCAAGGACGAAGAGGCUACUAAGAAGAGGCUCCUAAUAGAGCAGGGUCCUUUGAAGAAGAACAAGGCUGAUAACUCCAUCAAAGGAAGACAAGAGAAGUUCCUCAAAGUAAUUGAUGAUAUCUCACAGAAUAUGUACCCAGAGAUACUGAAUGACAGCAUGCCGAUGUCAAGGAAGUUUGAACUGGUCAAAAUGAGAUGUGACGCUAAAGCUCGAGCUAUAUCAAAUUGCCUCUCGAAAGAGAUCGACGAGUUCAAAGAAUUCGCACAGAAAUAAUGAUAAAUAAAAAGAAAAGCAAACUUGAUAGAAAGAAUAGCUUCGUGAAGCGAAUGGCACCUGAGCAGAAUGUCAUCAAUGUUACAGCUUGUAUCGAAGAAGAGUCAGAGGCAAAUCAAACAUCAUUUGUGGAUAGGAAUAUGAGUUUUAAUACUAACAACGAUGAUGACUUAUUCUUCAUGAGGAGGAAGUCAUUUAACCCAGAACUGGUGAAUAGACUGAACUCACAAGAGCCAAAUUUAUACACAAAGUCUAAAUUCUCAAGAAAAGUGACUUCGCAGUUAUCUGUUGAUGGAUCAUUUACUCGGAAUUCUAACCAAAAGUCUCCAAGUUUUAAGGACAAUAAGAGUAGUCAGCAUGAAAAUACUGCCAAACCUCAGCCAGUCCUAUAUGGAAAAGCCGCUAUGGACAUGCGCCGAAAGAAACUUCAACGAAAAUAAGGAACUCAAACGGUUAAAGAAAGAGAAAGAGAAACUUGAUAAGGAGCGUCAGAUCAAGCUCCAGCAGAUGAAAGAACAAAUGGAGCGACUAAAAUAUAAAAAUUCCAUAAUCAUAAACGAAAUUAAGCAAAGUUGGUCUCAGGAACGCCAAGAAGUGGAACAAAGAAUUAACCAGCUUGACAACAUCACCGAGAACAAUCUUGAUGCUGACAGCGAAAGUGUUCAAGAUGAAGAAUUUAAGGCUUCUCAGAGAAUCUCACUCAAGAAAAAUAUCUUCAAUAAAAUCGUUAAGAAGAGCAAUACUAGUUCUAAUAGAGAUAGUGAUACGACUAAGAAUAGAUCAAGUCAGUUCUUCCUGACUCAAGAAAAUUUUAAGCCUGAGCUUAAGAAAGAGAUUAGUACAAAUAGCCAAGAUGAUAAAAAUGAUGUCAAGAUUUUAGAAAAAGAGCUUACCAAUGAAGUAUACGGUAAGAAGGAAUUCUUCCAGGUGGUAAAAUAAUGUCCUUAAGAGAGGAGUUUUUACUAAAAUACUCGACAAAAAGCAUCCUGAAAAUCAGAAGAAAUCUAAGUACACGAAGGGGAAUGUUAAGAAUAAGCUGGCUCAAAUGAAGUUUAUACAAAAAUGUAAAGAGGAAAAUGUCUUAGCAGUUCCUGUUAUCAACAAGCUGAAGGAUAAAAAGCUUAUACUAGAGAACUAUAGGAUGAACGAGGGCCUUGCAAAAGCACUAGAAGCUGCAAUAGAAGAGCUUGCAGAGUACCUAGAAGUGCUUGCCCUUAAGAGCAAUGAUAUGAACGAUGCUUCACUAGCUAGUAUAAUAAAGGGAGUAUGAACAAAUCCAUAUGUAACCACUAUUAAGAUAGAGAAUAAUAAACUUGAAGAAGAAAGUGCGAAAUCUCUUAAAAUUUUGCUAAAUGAGUUUGACGAAGAUCUUGGAAAAAGAAAGAAAUCUCACAUAGAAUCUAUCUCACUCCACGACUGUUUUAUGAGACCAAUGAAUGCUGAGAUUCUGACAUCUUCCCUUCCAGAUAAUAGAACUAUUAAAGAGCUGGUCUUGACAACAGUUAAGUUGACAAAUUUAAGCAUAAAGAAUAUAUGUACUUUUAUUUGUGAAAAUUAUAAGUAAAUUUUACAAUAAUCCUUUUAGCUUAAAGAAGUUAGAUCUCUCUUGGAACGAAAUCGUCAUGUCAGAUCUUCAAGAUCUUACUGAAGCAAUUGGGAGUGUGACGAAUAUACAAUUUCUAAGCUUGGCUGCAGUUCCUUUCAGUGGUCCAAACAAUCUCAAAAUGGUAGCCAAUCUAAGUACAAUAUUGAGAAAAUCAUUAGUUCAUUGAGAUUUAAGUGGUUGUAACUUGAGCCACAAAUGCUGACUUAUCCUAGCUAAAGCUAUGCGAUACUCGCGAACAUUGGUUGCUAUCCAUCUCUCUGCUAACAACAUGUCACCUCUUACAAAAUCAGAAAUGGAGGACAUCUCAACUGGGAAGUCUUCUGAAAAGAAAGGCAGCGACAUCAUAAACACAUUCUUAACUAUGAUCAAGAAGUCUUCUUCUGAUAACUACAAAAUCAAGGCUAGCAUUCAGAGGCAGAAGAGACUCCAGAGAACCAGUGCGACUAAAGAAAAUGAUGGUGUCAAAGGCACCAUUGACGACAGAGUCGUCUUCAAGCGUAUUUUAGGACACAUAGAGAUCCAAGGCAGCCACAAGUGGGCAAUGACCAACCGAUGCUGGGUUUGAGAGAAAUGGAAUUAUAGUGUCAUUAUUGUGAACAAAAUGAUCGCUAACAAGUUCAUGAGCAAAAGAUUUGACCAGUAUGAAUAUAGACAAACAAUUGAAAAUUCAAGGAAAAGAGAAGAAAUGGCUGUUGUUGGGAAUACACCUGAGAUUUCUGGCAAAUUUUCGUCUUGGGAACCAAGGAAAAUGAUGCCUAUUUUUGAUUACUGUGAGUACAUCUCUAGAAAUGGUUUACCAUCAACUAGAUUCUACGUCGAAGCAGAUGGGUCAAUGUAUAAUAAACUUGCUAGAGCAUUUACUCGUGAUAUCCAGCUUAUUAUGAGAAAGAAAUUCUGUCUUAAGAAAGUAGAAAAACCAAUGGUUUACAAGAUCAGAGAUGCUAUAAUUGCUGAGAAGAAAGCCAAAGAGGAGGAAGAGCAGAAAAUACUUGAAGAAAUCAAGAAAGCUCAAAAGAUAGAGAAGAAAGUUACGGAAAAUAGCGGUUCAGACUUUAAUAAAGACCUAAAAAUCGAGUCUUCCAAAAAUAUUGAAAAGGUAGAGGAUGUAAAGGCUGAAGCUCAGCUUGAAGAAAACUCUGACGAUGACGACGAAGAGAAAUUUUCAUUUGAAAAAUGGAUGGAGAUCGUUAGGAAAUAUUUGGUAAAAGAGAAAGCAAUCCAAGUUUUCAACCUCAAGGAUAUAUCAAAACUUCAUUAUCACAGUUACUCUCUCUCCAAAGAGUCGAUGAAAAGUGAUCAUUUUGAGAAAGAAAAGCUCAUAGAAUCUAAUAACCUGUUAACUGGAGCUGGAUUCUAUGUUUUCUCAGAUUAUCUCCCUCCUGCCAGGCAUGAGUUCUGAGUUAACCUACAGCCAAAUAGUGCAUCAAUGGAUGAUUUCUACCACCUUGACUUCGUAGUACCCUUCAGGGAUGGUGAAUAUAAAGUAAAAGAGAAGUGUGUGAAGAAAAGAAUGAUUCUGCACAAAUUUAUCAAAAGAAAUAGUGUAUUCAAGGCUUGGAAAGAGGAUACCCAUGAUCGUCUCUUGCGUGCCUUUGAACUGGAUAUGGCCCAUUCUAAGAUUUCCAAAUUCACUGGCCCAAAAGAGAUCUAUGAAGAAGUGACUGAUCUUCUAUACAGACAUACAAGCAAGAUUAAGGACUUGUUCACAUACGGAAUUGGGAACUCUUCAUUUCCAAGUAUCUCCUGGCUGGAUUUCUGAGAUAUGUGCAAAGCAUGGAAAAUCGUAGAUAAAAACCUGAACUUCUCUACUAUAGAUAGGGUUUUCAUCGUUACCAACUUCGAAGAGGUUGAACAAGAAGAUAACCCAGACAGGGAUUUGUGUAGAUAUGAAUUCUAUGAGAUCAUCGCGAGGCUAGCCAGAGAGAAAUAUUUUAACACUAAGAUCUGCAACUCACUUGCAAGUGCGAUUGAUAAGUUCCUUGAGGAUAUUUACGCCCAGUGAGAGCAUUAUUGGUCAUGGCAAAAGUGGAGGGAAGAGAAGCUAUGGACUUUCAGAGUUGACGAUCUCUUAAAGGCGAACCUCCCAGCACUGAAGAAGGUCUAUAAAUCAUACCAUAACCAAGUAAAGAAGUGGAUGGACCUAGAUGAUGUGGAAGACCUUAUGGUAAGAGCUAUGCCAGAAGUAGCCAAUACUGCCGAGAAGGCUAAAACUGACGAGAGCAAAUUUAAUGAGAAGCUCAAGUCUGCAGAGAAAGGAAAGGGUCAAAAAGAAGAUAAGGAAUCCUUCAAGCCAAAGAAUAUAGUGGUUUUGUCAUAUUGCUAUUGUAAGAUGACAGUAGUUGAUGAGAUGGGUGGAGAUAAGGAUAAUUAUGAUAAGUUAGAAUUUGUAGAAUUUUUGGAGUUUAUUGGAAGAAUUGCCAAUACUCUAGAGCCUCUUGACCCAAAGAACAGACUCGUAACUAAAAUUGAAAAGGUGCUUGAAAAGAUAUUCGCUCUGUUUGGAGAAAAAGUAAAACCUGCAGAAUCUAAUGUUGAAGCAUACUCUGAGUCGGAUAGUGAACCUUACAAACAUUAAUAUUCAGCAAUUAA
Molecule: messenger RNA, 5218 nt
Organism: Moneuplotes crassus
Lineage: Eukaryota; Ciliophora; Spirotrichea; Euplotida; Euplotidae
Source: the annotation of a GenBank genome assembly